AUGAACAACGACGAAGACCACAGUAAUCACCAAAAUAACACCAAUAAUAUGAAGAAUAUGCAGAGCUCCGAGGAAGAAGAAGAAGACCCAGGAGCUCAGAAUUCAAAAUUGUCUGAACAAUUGGAUGAAAAUUCUGAAGAUGGUGGCAGUGAUGAAAGUGCUGGGAAUGAUGGUGGAGAAGCUGUGAGUGGAGCUGAUAAGGACAAUUCGAUCCCAGCAACGGCUGAGAUGGAUUCUGGAGGUUCUUCUGCACCUCAAACCCUAGCUAUGGAUACCUCCACUGAUCAUCUCUCCGAUGUUCCAGUUGAAUAUGAAUUGCAUCCCUUUGGAUCUGCAAAAGAAUUUAAGAAGCGACUUACUUUAUCCAAUAAAGAAGCGCCAGAAAGUAAUGCAGAGAAAACUGUACAAGUACAGACUCAAAAAGUGGAAGAGGUACCUAAUGGCACACGAUCAUCGGAGUUAUCCCCAACUUCUGUUACUCAGUUUACUUCAUCAAUACCGAGUCCAGCUCCAGCAGAACAAAAUAUUUCAACUGUUCAGAAAAGAAGCAUCUCUCACAUCCAAGAGAUGGAAAAAAGGAAUUCCUCUGACACAGAGAAAUUGGCUAUUGUAUCUGUUCAAAGAGCAACAUCCCCUGAUGGCUAUAACUGGCGAAAGUAUGGUCAAAAGCAAGUAAAGAGCCCUCUAGGCUCUCGUAGCUAUUACAGAUGCACUCAUGCCGACUGCUAUGCUAAGAAGAUUGAAUGUUCUGAUCAAUCUAAUCGUGUCAUGGAAAUUGUUUAUAAAAGUCAUCACAGCCAUGAUCCUCCUCAGAAAGUAAAUUCCUCAAGAGGAAGCAAGCUUGCUUCACCAAUAGCACCUGUAAAUGGAAUUGACUCUUUAGUGAGUCCUACUGCGGAUUCUGUUCCAUCAACUUCUGUAGAUUCUGUUAAUGAAACAGCAACUGCCCCAGAAUCCAAACAGAAGGAAUCUAGUCAGCCGCAGGAUAUUGCUGAAACUGAUGUCAAGGAGGAUCAUGAUGAUGCACCUGAACCAAGAAAAAGGUUGAAGAAAACUGGCUCAAGCUGCUCUGGAUCUCCACCGAAAGCUGGCAAAAAAGAGAAAUUUGUUGUCCUUGCUGCUGGUGAUGUAGGAAUAUCAGGAGAUGGCUAUAGGUGGCGCAAGUAUGGACAAAAGAUGGUGAAGGGGAACCCUCAUCCAAGGAACUACUAUAGAUGUACUUCAGCUGGGUGUCCGGUUCGAAAGCACAUUGAGAUGGCUAAAGACAAUUCCAAUGCUUCAAUAAUAGCUUACAGGGGCGUCCAUAAUCAUGACAUGCCAGUCCCAAAGAAGCGUCUUGGUCCACCUAGUGCUCCUGUAGUCGCUGCUGCUGCUCCUACUUCAAUGAACGCUAUGCCGGUGACGAAACCUGAACAUGUACAGAAUCAUGAAUCUGUAAUCCAGCGGUCAGUAGAUUGUAAAGGUGAGUUGAAAAGUCAGACAGUAGAAUGCGGAGCUGAGAAGGCUGUGGACUCUACAAAAACGCUUUUAAGUAUUGGGUUUGAAAUCAAGCCUCGCUGA
Molecule: messenger RNA, 1560 nt
Organism: Oldenlandia corymbosa var. corymbosa
Lineage: Eukaryota; Viridiplantae; Streptophyta; Magnoliopsida; Gentianales; Rubiaceae
Source: the annotation of a GenBank genome assembly